Molecule: messenger RNA, 3548 nt
Organism: Poecilia latipinna (sailfin molly)
Lineage: Eukaryota; Metazoa; Chordata; Actinopteri; Cyprinodontiformes; Poeciliidae
Gene: grid2ipb
Product: glutamate receptor, ionotropic, delta 2 (Grid2) interacting protein, b
Exons: 22
Molecular function (GO): protein binding
Source: RefSeq, a predicted model, not a curated record
CGUCCAGGCCCGCUCCCCGCGCCAUGAUGCAUGAUGGGAUACCUGCUGGGUCUGGUUGCGGACGCGGCCGGCCUGCAGCUCAGGUUUCACCCCUCCGGUCUGGCAGGACCACAUCACUGCGGAGCGGUGAGCUCGCCUGUGGCUGCGCUGUAAAAAGGUACUGGUUGUGUCCAGUCCUCAGCAUGCCGGCGUCCAACCAGGGCUGGCCCGAGGACUUCGGCUUCCAGCUGGGCGGAAGUGGACCCAGCUACAUCCUGUGGGUGGAGGAGGGCAGCAGCGCCCACCUGGCCGGGCUGCAGGCGGGGGACCAGGUCCUGGAGAUCGAGGGCCAUAACGUGUCCACUCUGGCCCCGCAGGCCGUCAUCGCCAUCGCACAGACGCAGAAGAACAUCCCGCCCAGCAUCGGCGUGGUGUCCCGCAUCCAGCAGAUGGACAUCGUUCCGGGUCCGGACAGUCGUUUUGGCUUCACCAUCGUGGGAGACUGCCCCCUGCUGGUGGAGGACUGCUCACCGUGCUCCCCCGCCGGCCGGGCCGGGCUGCGGGCCGGCGACUUCGUCAUGGAGGUGAACGGCAUCCCCGUCAGGCACCACGAGAUGGCCGCCGCGCUCAUCAAGGCGUCGCAGGGCCGGACGCUGCGCCUGGGCGUGCUGAGCCUGGGGCCGCACCACAAACGCAGCACCAGCCUGGAGGACGGCCCGGCGGGCGGCGAGUGGGCCCGGCUGGACCGCAAGCACAAGGCUCUGGAGUUCAACAUGAAGGUGGAGCAGCUGCUGGGCGAGGCCCCGGAGGUGAAGGAGAAGCUGUUCUCGGUGCUGAAGCAGUACGCAGCGGAGAAGAAGGUGGAGUGGCUGGCCUCGGCGCUGCCGGAGGUCCUCACCACCGCAGAGCAGCGGCAGCUCAUCUCCAGCAUCAGAAUCUUCGUCCCCAAGAAGCACCGGCAGCGUUUCGACGAGGCCGUCUCCCAGAACGUCAUCAACCGGCUCUGCCGCUCCAAGAGCAUCAGCGAGCCGCAGGGCCGCAUGCGCCGCAGCCGCAGCGAGGACCAGUCCGACCGCCGCCACGGCUCCAAGCGGGCCAGCUCCGUGCCCAGGGACGGCGGAGAGCCGGAGAGGGAGCGGGGCGCCCGGAAGGCCGGGGGCCCCGCUCACCCCCCGCUGGGGCCCAACCAGAGGGUGAUCCGAGUCUACAGAGGGAAGAAGAGCUUCGGCUUCACGCUGCGAGGCCACGCCCCCGUCUGCAUCGACGCCGUCAUCCCAGGUACCGCUUCCAACUCAGCAUCCGGGUCCUCCAUCUUGUCCUCCUGCAGGAGCUGCUCCCAUGAGAAGGUGGUGUCCAUGCUGCAGGGCAGCGGGGCGGUGCCCACCCUGGUGGUGGAGGACGGCCCGUCAGACUUCUCCUCGGACCAGACCGACCCAGAAGAGUCCCCCAGUCUGGCACCCGCCAUGGUUCCGUCCCCGGCGCUCAGCUCCCUGCAGUGGGUGGCAGAGAUCCUCCCUCCCAGCAUUAAGGUUCAGGGUCGAACCUUCAGCCAGCAGCUGGAGCACCUGCUGACCAUCCAGGAGCGCUACACCGUCUGCAAGGCCCUGGAGACUUUCUUCCAGCACAGGAACCUGGACAGCCUGAUAGUGGACGUCUUCCCGGUGCUGGACACUCCAGCCAAGCAGCUGAUCUGGCAGUUCAUCCACCAGCUGCUGACCUACGACGAGCAGGAGCGCUGCCAGAGCAAGCUGUCUCGCUUCCUGGGCUUCAAGAGCAGCGCGCUGCUGGAUCCUGACGGCGCUCCGGAGCACCACAAGCGCAGCAGCUCCAUGCGGGUGACCGGAUCGUCGUACCGCAGCUGCGUCAGGGAGAGGAGUUCCGACGAUUGCAUCAUCGGAACUCACCUGGGAAUGGGAAUUCAUGUGGAUGAAUGUGGGAGCCCGGAGGAGAGGCAGUCCGGAGACGGGACCUCCUUCCCCGAGUCCCCGGACCUCAGCCAUAUGACAGGUGUUUACACGGAGCUGGAGAACCUGUACGCAGGGAAGAACGUGUCGCCCGCAGAGCCUGAGGCAGCGGGGCAGACCGAGGCCUACGGCCGCUCUCUGUCCCCCCUCACACUGCCCCCACUUACAGGUAGCAGGAAGUCGGGUCUGUCCCUGUCCUGGAAGGAGCCGCUCCCCUCCGCCGUCUACCAGGUGCAGCACCAGAGCAGCGUGGAGUCCAACCCCUACGUCAGCCUGGAGAGCCCCCCCGCCUCACCGCCACCGCCGCGCCCCACCAGCGGCCCCAACACGCUGACCCGCCGCAGGAAGUUAUUCACCUUCUCCAGGCCGCCCCGCAGCCGUGACACUGACAAGUUCCUGGACGCCCUGAGCGAGCAGCUGGGCCACCGGGUCACCCUGGUGGACGACAACGACUACGAGGAGAUUGAUGAAGGUGGUUGUCAUGGUUACAGAGGAAGAGGGUUGUCUAUGAGCUUCCCAGAGGAAGUGGGCGUGGCCUUCCGGCAGCGGCGCCUCAGCAGCGGCAGCAGCGCUGAGCGCAGCAGCAGCAGCGGCGACGAGGACGUCCCCUCGCCUUCGUCCUCCUCUGGGUCGGAGCCCAUCCCCCCUUGUGACUGGAACCGGUCUGUUUGCUUCCAGCUCAGAGAAAACUCGGACUAUGAUAAGCUCAGCGACAUGGUGAAGUACCUGGACCUGGACCUGCACUUUGGGACUCAGCGCCGACCCAAACCAGCAUUCCUGCCAGAGAACCUGAAGAAGAAAGACGUGGUGGAGAUCCUGUCCCACAAGAAGGCCUACAACGCCUCCAUCCUCAUGGCCCACCUGAAGCUGUCUCCUGACGAGCUGCGCCAGGUUCUGUUGGACCUGAGCACGGACCGGCUGGAACCGGCCCACAUCAAGCAGCUGCUGCUCUACGCGCCCGACCAGGACGAGGUCCAGCAGUACCAGCGCUUCCAGCAGGACCCGACUAAGCUCAGCGAGCCGGACCAGUUCAUCUUCCAGAUGCUGACGGUUCCGGAGUACAAGACCCGGCUGCGCAGCCUCCUGUUCAAAACCACGCUGCAGGAGCGGGCCGAGGAGAUGAAGGCGGCCUUUGACUAUAUCUACAAGGCCUCAGUGGAGCUGAAGAGCAGCAGGAAGCUGGCCAAGAUCCUGGAGUUUGUCCUGGCGAUGGGGAACUACCUGAACAACGGUCAGCCUAAGAGCCACAGAACGACGAGCUUCAAGAUCAACUUCCUGACGGAGUUAAGCACGACGAAGACUGUCGAUGGAAAAUCCACGUUUCUUCACAUUCUGGCCAAGUCGCUGAGUCAGCACUUCCCUGAGCUGCUGAGCUUCCCCAGAGAGCUGCUGACGGUUCCUCUGGCCGCUAAAGUCAACCAGAGGGCCGUCACCACGGAGCUGAGCGAGCUGCACGCCGCGGCCCAGGACAUCCGGACGGCCUGCCAGAAGCUGCCGGCUUCGGCCGACGAUCACUUCGCUUCCGUUAUGAGUGUGAGCAAAAACAAAGAUGAUUCAUUCAUUCAUUCAUUCAUUCAUUCAUUCAUUCAACUUCAUCCAUUCAUU